AUGUCUCGACCUAAUUCACCACGUACUGCGAUUAAUACACCUUCAAGAGACAGAACACCUUCUUCUAAUGGCCAACCUGUCAUAUAUUACUCACAGCCUAUUAAAACCACAGGUGAAAGACUCGCUUCUCUUGUUGGCGCGUCAUUAACUACAGUAGGUGACACCAUUUAUGUCUUCGGUGGAUUCGAUCAAUAUACAGAUGAAAUCUAUAAUAAGCUAUACAAGCUCGACUAUAAAGAAUCAUGUCAAUGGACACAAGUCAUUUAUACAAAAGGAGAACCACCUGCAAAACGCAAUGACCAUUCAGCCACUUUAUGGGAUAACAAUAAACUGGUCAUCUUUGGUGGCAACUCAGAAGAAGACAAUUACUUUAAUGAUGUGGCUAUUCUUGACUUGACUACCAUGACAUGGUGGCAUCCUCAGACGCAUGGAUUUAUACCUGAAGGACGUAUUCGACACUCAGCCACUAUUUAUCAAGAUAAACUGUAUGUAGCGGGUGGUAUGUGUGUCAGCGACACUGUUUCUUUUGCAGACACUUUAUUGACAUUGGAUCUCAAGACAUGGGAAUGGGAAACACCGAUUCCAUUUGUCAAACGUGUGCAACAUAUGAGUUUUGUCUAUCACUCGCGUCUGUAUGUCUUUGGUGGCUUAAGAGAAGACAUGAGUCGAUCGAAUCAUUUGGCCUUUAUGGACCUCUUUCAGCCUGGUGUAACACAGUUGGACAUUAGUUCACCUUUAGCACCUUCUUUAGCAGGUCAGCGAUUUGCUCAGAUUUGUGGCGAUCAACUGAUUGUGUUGGUCACUUUACCCUUUCGUGAAGCUGCUAUGUUAGAAGCGCCUAUGACUGGUCUAUGGUCUCUGGACUUGCCUUCCAUGCAAUGGCAAUUCAAGGAAUCCGGUGCAAGAUAUGAAAGCUGUAACUGGCACUGCUUUUCUAUGGCUGAACAUCAUACUUGGUUCUAUUUGUUUGGCACGAAUGAAUCAGAGCCUGAUGAAUACUUUAGUAUGGUACUUAAAGUCGAAUUAGAAGAAUUAGGGAUCGUGCCUGUACCUCCACCUCAACUAGGCACAGAUUUAAUCAGUUUAUUGCUCAAUCAACAAAGGCAAGGCACAGAUUUUGCCAUUUACUCCUCGACAGAGCCACAGGCACCGCCUAUCCUUGUGCAUCGACUGGUAUUGUAUGCUCGUUGGCCUCAUUUUGUUCAUUUGAUAGAGAGUGGUAUGGCAGAAUCAGUCACAAACUCGAUUACGAUGUCUGAACCUAUCUCUACGCUUGAAAGCUUUGUACGGUAUCUUUAUACAGAUACACUUAGUGAUCCUAGCUUUACGACUGAUUUGAUUGCUGAUUUGAUGGUCAUGGCUCAUAUCUAUCUGUUGCCUCGCUUACUUGCUCUGAGUGUACGUCACUUGUUUAAGCAGAUGGAGAUUGAGUCAGUCAGUAAGAUAUACCAUGCUGCUAGUCUAUCUGAGCAAAGAGGACUUCAACAAGCCUCUUUACAUUUUAUAUUUCAACACUUUGGUGCUGUCUCACAUACACAAGGUUUCCGACAAUUGCCUGCUUCUGUUCUAUUUCAAAUAUGGGAUGAUGUUCCACUUAAUGCAGCUAUUGUUAAACAAAUACACAGAGAAGAAGUACCAUUAGACGAUGAUGAACUGAAUCCUAUAGAGCAUAUAGAAGAAGAGGAAGAGGAAGAGGAUGAUGACAUGGUUGCCGUCAAAGCUCACGAACUCCGUAACAAGAACAAGGCCGAGCUCCUCAAGAUCCUUGAUGAACAAAAGCAACAACUUGCCAGCAUCCGUGUCCAAAAGGUUGCCGGUGGCCGUGUCCAAGAAAUUGGUGAAGCCCGUAAGAACGUUGCCCGUGUUUUGACUGUCAUCAACCAAACCCAACGUGAACAACUCCGUCUUUUCUACCAAAAGAAGCGUUUCACUCCUUUGGAUCUCCGUGUCAAGAAGACCCGUGCUAUGCGUAGAGCUUUGACUCCUUUCGAAAAGUCCAAGAAGACUGUUCGUCAACAAAAGAAGGAAGCUCACUUCCCUAUCCGCAAGUACGCUGUUAAGGCUUAA
Messenger RNA from Gilbertella persicaria, 2067 nucleotides. RefSeq lists its product as uncharacterized. The record is from RefSeq and is a predicted model, not a curated record. The coding region runs from base 1 to 2067 and encodes 688 amino acids. Gene Ontology annotation, cellular component: ribosome. Lineage: Eukaryota; Fungi; Mucoromycota; Mucoromycetes; Mucorales; Choanephoraceae. The transcript is spliced from 3 exons. Gene Ontology annotation, molecular function: protein binding; structural constituent of ribosome. Gene Ontology annotation, biological process: translation.